UAGGGUCAGACAUAGGAGUCUUGCUUUACUGUAUGUUUUAGAUGCGUGGUCUGAUGAUGUCCUGCAGGAAUAUAGUGGUCUCAAAAAGUAGAUAUCAUGGUGAAGGGAUUUAUUUGCACCGGGAUGCAAGUUAAAAAGAGCUAGUUGAAAACGAACUGCGCUGGAUUUGUUUCCAUGCUUUGCAAUGCAAUGGACUACUAAAAAAAAAAAAACUGAAACAAAGUUAAAAUACUGGACACUAGCAAACACUUUGUUGUCACGAAUGGAGGCUUCGUUUUUGUGAGAGGACAGACGCACCACGACUGGUUUUCACACAGUGCAAGUACAUAGUUGGGGAAACCGCGCAAGCUUCUUUGUUUUCUUACAUAGACCGUUUAUUCGCAUACUCCUGUCUGCAAAUGACAUAAAGGUACCGACUCUAUGGGAGCCUGAUCAUUCGCUAUACAGCUUGGACCUUAACAGUCAUUUUUAAAUGAAACCAAAUGCACAAUUGUUGUAACCUGUCGUGUCCAGUGAUGAAAAUGGAACUCCUCCUUUGUCCGAGUUGUCAGUGUCUUUUAAGCGAGUCCGUGACAGUUUCCUGUGGACAUUCUUUCUGUAAAAGGUGCUUAGGAAAGACUUUACCUCCACAAUGCCCAGUAUGCAAAGAAAGAUUAAAACUGUGGGAUGUGAAAAGCGUAAGAAACAAUGUUGUGCUUUUUGCUGUCAUGGAGAAAUGCUGCCCUGAAGAGACAAAACUGCAAAAAAUCAAGUGCAAUUUACGAGAGCGCCUUCAAAACCGUGAAUUUAAACAAGCGCUUCAAAUGGCCAACGAAGGGAUGCAGCUUGCACCUCAUGAUUUCCGACUACGAAGCUCAAGAGCUGAGGCCUACUUGGGACUACAGCAGUUUAAUGAAGCUCUGGAGGAUUUUGAAGCUAUGUGCCAAACAAGACCUUUGUGGACCGAGGGAUUCUUUAGAAAAGGAAAAAUAUUCAUGGAGAUGGGCAGAAACACAGAUGCCUUGCUCCAGUAUCACCGUUGUCUCACACUAGACCCAGAGUUUACAGCUGCCAGGGAAGAGAUACAAAAGAUUUUACAAAGACAUGCUCUGCCCCUCCCUGACACUGUGGAAGGCUUACUCAGCGCUGUGUCUGUAUACACUACACCAAUGAAAAGAGACAACAUACAGCAUUCCAGUGCUAAUAAAGUGGAUUGCCAGCCUGUGUCUUCAUUGCCAGUGAGUGAGGAGACACAGGGUCAGCAGAUGCAAGAGGAAAUGGAGCAGGAAGCUGCCGAUACAAAGGACAAAGCAGGAGGCAGUUCCCAACAGCAAGACUCCCCUCUCAAUGUUCUGAGCAUGUCUGACUUUGAAUGCCCGCUUUGCAUUAGGUUGUUUUUUCAACCAGUCACGACCCCCUGCGGACACACUUUCUGCAAGAACUGUCUGGAACGAAGCCUGGACCACAACCUGCGCUGCCCGCUCUGCAAACAGAAUCUCCACGAGUUCUUAAAAAACAGAAAAUACAAUCACACGUUCCUGCUAGAGGAGAUCAUGUCCAAACUAUUUCCCAUUCAGCUUGAAGAGAGGAAACAAGUACAUGAUUCGGAAAUGGCAGAACUCUCAAAUUUAACGAAAGACAUCCCCAUCUUUGUGUGCACCAUGGCCUACCCUGGCGUGCCAUGCCCGCUCCACGUAUUUGAACCGCGGUACCGCCUGAUGAUGCGCAGGUGUAUGGAGACGGGCACGAAGAAGUUUGGAAUGUGCACCUAUGAGCACGGAAAAGGGUUUGCAGAUUACGGCUGCAUGUUGGAGAUUCUGGGUCUUGACGUGCUUCCUGACGGCAGGUCCUAUGUUGAUUGCAUUGGAAGGAGCCGUUUCCGGGUGUUGAAACGCAGCCAUAGAGACGGCUACCACACCGCGGAUAUAGAAUACCUGGAGGAUCAAAAAGUGGAAGGAGCAGAUUUGGAGGUUCUGAAGUGUUUACAUGACAGCGUGUUCCAGCAGGCUCACGACUGGUUCCACAGACUGACAGGCAGGAUCCAGGGACAGAUCAGCAUGCAGCAUGGCCUGAUGCCUGACACAGAGGAGGACAUACAGGCUUCCCCAGAUGGUCCAGCCUGGUGUUGGUGGCUACUGUCAGUCCUGCAGUUGGACCCUGCCUACCAGACCACAGUCCUGUCCCUGACACUGCUCCAAGACAGACUGGGCCAUCUCCGCAACGUCCUAGAAUUCUUCUCGCAGAACUAAGUCUUCAUUUAAAAUCGAGGAUACAGUUGAGCCAUUUUGCACAUCACUUGCUUCAAGAACACUUGCUUUAAUUUUUUCUAGAAGCCUUUGUUUUUUUUUUAUUAUUAUUAUACUAGUCUAACACAACGGUGACCUUAUCCACACAUACAUCACCAUCCUCAUCACAGCUAGCACUUGGGGAUUGUUAGUUACUUCCCCAGGGUUUAAAAGGGUUUCAGAGCUACCCACAGUGUAUCGCUGAAAUGCUCAGAAGCCAGGAGUCUGAGCAAUCAGGUCCCUGUUAAAUAGAUCAUUCUAUCCUCUGGCUGCAUGAACAACUCUUAAUUGUAAACCUAAAAACUCAAGUGAGAUGUAUGCAUGCAGAGACAAGUGUAACCAUUUCAGAGCAUAGAAACCAGGUUGCUCAAAUUCAUGACACCGGGUCAUUUUAAUAGUAUACCUAAAUAAGGGGAGUUCUGAAAUCCUAAACAAAAUAUGACUUUAGUAGUGCUAUCCAACUACAUGGCUGUAUCUGAAUAAUAGACUAUAUAAGGACUAUAUAGGGAAUUCAGUUAGUCGUCCGUGCUUGUUUAUAUUGACAAUACUGCAGUAAAGCUCAUUAUAUCCCAAUCCUCAGCUCCAGUUCCAGGGGGCUCGGAACAGACUAGAGUAAAUAUUUCAAAUCUACAUUUCUUUCAUGAUUGGUUUCAACUGCUGCUCAUACACAGCUACCUGUAAAUCUGAGAUGGUACUGCUGCUCAUACACAGCUACCUGUAAAUCUGAGAUGGGACUGCUGCUCAUACACAGCUACCUGUAAAUCUGAGAUGUGAAAUAUCAGCUGGGUUUCAGUUCCUUUUCAAGUAGGCCUUACUCAUUCAUAAUAUAUUCUGAAUGUAUUUACUAUUAUAUUCUUCAUCCAGUUUAGUGUGUAGACUGUGAAGCAGUUUGUCCUUGGUUCUGGGUUUCAGAACUACCCACAGGUGCAUUAUUAAAAUAACCAGGUGCCAGGGGAUGAACCUUAAAUUCAAUAAAAAAUGACUAGAAGUCUUUUUCAAUGUUGGAGUUUCUUUUAGAAUUUCUAAAUUCGGCACUACUGAUUUUCCAAACAGUUGUGUAUGCCACGAGUUUCAGACUCCUGUCUGUGCUCUGUGCUGGAUCAAAGAAAUCAAUCCUUCACUGCAGCUGCUUGGAAAACUGACAACAAAUAAUUAUUUAUGGACUCAGGUGAGACAAAUGACUGUAUUAACACUUCUGUGCUGGCUGUGACAUGUUCAGAGCAGUUCAACAGGGGCCUGUUAGCUCAAACUCCUGGCACCUUCUAAUAAUACACUAAAAGAAGGGUAAUUCAGAACCCCAGAUCGGUGCUAUUUACUAAUGCGGGUUUGGGACUGGGAGCUGCUGUAGUGGCUUAGUUCUGAACCAUCGCUCCUUUUUGGGCACUAGUAAUCUUCUAGACUGGAUCCGCUGUUGUUUCCAUGGUUAACAAACUGGACUUGCACAAGAAAAGAUUCGCUAAACGUUCACUCCAAUUCACAUUUUGUACUCAAAAUCAAAAUGAUAAAUUGAGACACUUGGUCCAGCAACAGGCAAAAUGUCAUAUUGAAGAUUAUUUGAAAAACAGUUGAUAGUAACUGAAAAGUUUAGCUGGAAAGUACUGUAUUUCUGGAAAGUACUACUAUUUCUGUAGUAUUGCUUAGUGAAUCUGGUGUUUUUAACACUGGUACACAUGCCCCUACUGUUUUUCUGUCUGUUUACUGUCCCCUCUUUUAAAUGUGAUAAAGCAGUUGUUCUCGACAAUCACCAGCAAAGUAAAGUGAUUGUUUUCUUAGAGGACACUUUGUAAAUAGCCAUUUUGAAAAAAACUAAAAUCCAGAUAAAUCACCUAAAGUACAAUAUUUAGUACUUUUUUUAAUGGGAUGCUAGUGCAAAUCAGAAGGCCGAUGUACUGAUGGGAUAUUUAUUUCAUGCCAUUUCUCAAUUUCUCAGGCAAGGUAUAGAUUGAUUUCUAACCUAUUUAUGAAAAUUAAAUGGGACAUGAUUUAAGACCUUCUAUUCAGAGACAUCAUUUUUCUCAGAAAUUGACAUUUUCCAAAGAUGAUUGAGACUUGUGCUAUAUAAAAAUAUACAUUUUCAUGAAUCUUGUAAUGGACAAAUGCAUUAUCCCAUAAUGUAUGAUAUGACACUGAAGCAAUUCAGGCAUCAACAGGUGCACCCACCCAACUAACUGCUGGUCAUUUUACAGCAUUGCUUAAUCUAAAUUGCUGUGUUUUCUUGCUGAGAUCAUUAGCUGAAUUAAACCAGAUUACACGAGUAAUCAAAAUGGAAGAAAGCCUUUUACUCUUCAUGGAGGAACAUUUACAAAAGAAAAUCUAAUGACAACUCCAAGUCAUUAGUCUUGGAAACCUUUUGCAUGAUGAGCAGAUGUACUCUUUGAAGCUAAACUUGGUUCUUUUUCUGCUGCUGUAGACCAAAGGGCAUAAAAGUUAAGGGAAUUUGAUCACAUUGCUUUGACAAAAAAAACAAAAAAAAACAGCAGGGUCCACUGUCGCACUAUUUAUAUAGCCACUCUAACGCUCCCUGUCGAAUCCCCAUGAAGAUCGGCAACUUCGCACAGUCCCCUGUCUGUAUGACUUGCCUUGCACACCGCGUGGUUGUGUCUUUACCAGAUGAGCCAUCGGGCACCCCAAGUUUUUGAACAUGACUAAAACUUUUCAACAACUUUAGUUAUUGACAAACUGGGCAUUGCCAGCUUUCUGUAUCUAGUACAUGGAACUCCAAACAAGUGUGCUGAUCUUAACAUGGUGAUGGUCAAUUCUGUUUUAAAGUAACUGCCUUAAGUUCAGUUUGACUACACCGUGACUUAUUUUUUAAAAGCCAUAACUGACUGAACUUACAGACAUGUCACUGUUAUUGCUGCCAAUACUGGGUGAAUUGAAAAGUUUACUAUUGUUUUGAAGAACAAAAAAAGUAACCUUAUUUCUUAAGUAGGGUGGUAUUAUAAAUGUACCAUUUAGUAUGUGGUCUUUGACUCCUUAGAAUUUGUUUUUUAUUUGAAUGUUAAUUUAAGUGGUGUUACUCUUGUAUAGGUACACAAGUAAAUAGUUAUGUGAAGCAAAUAUAUAUAUAUAAAUAAGAAACUUAAAACCCAGAAAAUCUUCACACCUUUCUGAUGCAAGACAUUUUUAUAAUUCAGUGCAUAUUGUCAAGUGAAGCCUGCUGAAAAAUGUUACACAACAUAUUGAAUUGCAUACUGCUUUGUAGUUUUCUAUAUACUUAAACACUGACAAAAAUUGAAAAAAAAAAGCUUCACAUCCAAUAAUAAUCAAAGUUUCACUGGUGAAAUGACUGAGGUGUAAUGUUUUCUCUUCAGGGGGUGGUUUCUAAUUUAAAGAUAUUUGUGCUAGUUUGUAGAUCAGUAGUAUGCUUUGUAUCAGGAUAAAUGAGUUCACCAGGCUGACAAACCACGAUCACAUAUGAAACACACCAGCAUGUUGUAGAAAUGGAUAAUGUUACUGGGCAAUCCGAAUUGUGUAUUCAUAUAUUUCUAUGUUGACAAAUUACAUUGAAGCAUUCUAAAAAAAAAAAAAAAAAAAAAAAAGUCAAUUUCUUAAAGAAACUUCAGUUCUCAUCAGUCUUUUUAUUUGUGUUAUUUAAGAUUAUCUGGUGUCUGGCUGGACUGUUUAUUUUUACUUUGUGUUUGCUUAAGAGAUAUAUAUAAUUCCGUAUUGUACCUGUAAACAAUCACUUAUUAUAGCUAAUAAAGUUAUUUCAAAUACA
Molecule: messenger RNA, 5985 nt
Organism: Acipenser ruthenus (sterlet)
Lineage: Eukaryota; Metazoa; Chordata; Actinopteri; Acipenseriformes; Acipenseridae
Product: LON peptidase N-terminal domain and RING finger protein 1-like
Exons: 12
Coding region: 483-2228 (581 amino acids)
Molecular function (GO): protein binding
Source: RefSeq, a predicted model, not a curated record